AAAAUUAGCAAGGAUGAACUCGGCAAUGUCGCUGGAAUGGCAGCAAAUGCAACAGCUAGUGGCGGAAAAUUUGACAAGAAGUUGCCUGGGGAAAAACCCCCAAAACAUGAUAAGAAGUACCGUAAGUUCCUACCAGUUGCAGAAGGAUCAGGAAUGGGCUCCUUAGAGAAACAGAAGUCACCUAUACCACAGGCUGUAAACAUGUACAAUGUGAAAAAGGACAAGAACCGAAGGAACCAAGGAGGGAAAUCGUCAUCAACUCCAAGCAAGUUGAAAGUGAAGAAGUCACCUUACAAGAAAACAUCAUCAAAAGGGCCUGCUUCAAUUAAAGGAAAAUCCAAGUGACUUUGAAAUUUCCUCAUUGCAGUGUCAGUUUAAAGUUUUGAUAGGUAGUAACAAGUAGACAAGUAGUGUAAGCUUAAUCGGUUCAAUUGCUUAUUCUUCUUUUUCACCAGCAAGAAAGUGUAUAAGCUUCCUGCCACACCCAAAUUAUUUUUCCUUUUUUUUUGGGAUUCAACAACAAAUUCCUAAAUUUUGUCUCAUAUCGCAUAUAGUAAGUGAUGUGGAAAAGUGCAGUAGAGGGAGUAUUUCUUUCUGGUUUGACAUCAUAUGAUGCGAUACAGGAACUUGUCUAUUGUGGCAGUUGCCAUUUGGAGGAGCAAAAAUCUGAUUAUUUUGUGUUGAUAGAGGGAAAAAAA
Molecule: messenger RNA, 698 nt
Organism: Nicotiana tabacum (common tobacco)
Lineage: Eukaryota; Viridiplantae; Streptophyta; Magnoliopsida; Solanales; Solanaceae
Product: ribosome biogenesis regulatory protein homolog
Biological process (GO): ribosomal large subunit biogenesis; endonucleolytic cleavage in ITS1 to separate SSU-rRNA from 5.8S rRNA and LSU-rRNA from tricistronic rRNA transcript (SSU-rRNA, 5.8S rRNA, LSU-rRNA)
Cellular component (GO): nucleolus; preribosome, large subunit precursor
Source: RefSeq, a predicted model, not a curated record